CGGACCCACAGCCAUGACACAGGACGGCUCCAAGCCCACCCCCCCAGCCCGCCACUGCUCCGGCCUGGCCCGGCGGGUACUGACCAUCGCCUUCGCGCUGCUCAUCCUGGGCCUCAUGACCUGGGCCUACGCCGCGGGCGUGCCGCUAGCCUCCGAUCGCUACGGCCUCCUGGCCUUCGGCCUCUACGGGGCCUUCCUGUCGGCGCACCUGGUGGCGCAGAGCCUCUUCGCGUACCUGGAGCACCGGCGGGUGGCGGCGGCGGCGCGGCGGGCGGCGGCGCGGGGGCCCCUGGACGCGGACACGGCGCGCAGCGUGGCGCUGACCAUCUCGGCGUACCAGGAGGACCCGGCCUACCUGCGCCAGUGCUUGGUGUCCGCCCGCGCCCUGCUCUACCCGCGCGCGCGACUGCGCGUCCUCAUGGUGGUGGACGGCAACCGCGCCGAGGACCUCUACAUGGUCGACAUGUUCCGCGAGGUCUUCGCCGACGAGGACCCUGCCACCUACGUGUGGGACGGCAACUACCACCAGCCCUGGGAACCCGCGGCGGCGGGUGCGGCGGGCGCCUACCGGGAGGUGGAGGCCGAGGACCCCGGGCGGCUGGCGGUGGAGGCGCUGGUGAGGACGCGCAGGUGCGUGUGCGUGGCGCAGCGCUGGGGCGGCAAGCGCGAGGUCAUGUACACCGCCUUCAAGGCGCUCGGCGACUCGGUGGACUACGUGCAGGUCUGUGACUCGGACACGAGGCUAGACCCCAUGGCACUGCUGGAGCUGGUGCGGGUGCUGGAUGAGGACCCCCGAGUGGGGGCUGUUGGGGGGGACGUGAGGAUCCUUAACCCCCUGGACUCCUGGGUCAGCUUCCUAAGCAGCCUGCGGUACUGGGUGGCCUUCAAUGUGGAGCGGGCUUGUCAGAGCUACUUCCACUGCGUGUCCUGCAUCAGUGGUCCCCUAGGCCUAUACAGGAACAACCUCCUGCAGCAGUUCCUGGAGGCCUGGUACAACCAGAAGUUCCUGGGCACCCACUGUACCUUCGGGGAUGACCGGCAUCUCACCAACCGCAUGCUCAGCAUGGGCUAUGCCACCAAGUACACCGCCCGCUCCCGCUGCUACUCGGAGACGCCCUCGUCCUUCCUGCGCUGGCUGAGCCAGCAGACGCGCUGGUCCAAGUCGUACUUCCGCGAGUGGCUAUACAACGCGCUGUGGUGGCACCGGCACCACGCGUGGAUGACUUACGAGGCGGUGGUCUCGGGCCUCUUCCCGUUCUUCGUGGCGGCCACCGUGCUGCGGCUCUUCUACGCCGGCCGCCCGUGGGCGCUGCUCUGGGUGCUGCUGUGCGUGCAGGGCGUGGCGCUGGCCAAGGCGGCCUUCGCGGCCUGGCUGCGCGGCUGCGCGCGCAUGGUGCUGCUCUCGCUCUACGCGCCCCUCUACAUGUGCGGCCUCCUGCCCGCCAAGUUCCUGGCGCUGGCCACCAUGAACCAGAGCGGCUGGGGCACCUCGGGCCGCAGGAAGCUGGCCGCUAACUACGUCCCUCUGCUGCCCCUGGCGCUCUGGGCUCUGCUGCUGCUCGGCGGCUUGGUCCGCAGCGUGGCGCACGAGGCCACGGCCGACUGGAGCGGCCCUUCGCGGGCCGCCGAGGCCUUUCAUCUGGCCACCGGGGCGGGCGCCUAUGUGGGGUACUGGGCGGUCAUGCUCACGUUCUACUGGGUGGGCGUGCGGAGGCUCUGCCGGCGGCGGGCGGGGGGAUACCGCGUCCAGGUAUGAAUCAGGUGCGCGGGGCGCAGCCCAAGGCUGUUCAGGGAAGGCACGAGGAGACCUGACGGGGCCCCAGGGCCGUGAACUUGCUGGGGGAUUCUCCCUGUGGAAACAGGAGGGCCUGUUUCCCUCCUCUGUGAAGCGACGGGGUCGACCCAAGAUUCCGCAGCCUGGACUCUUUUGGGGCAGGGACUUGUGGGUCUCUGGGGAGGGGUAUUUAUUGAUCAGGGUGUAGAUUUUUAGGGGCAGGGGGGAAAGGAGUCCCUACAUGCUGUACUGGGGCCCCCUAUUUCUCCCUGUUCUUAUUUAAUCUGUAUUUGUACUGUGUGAUUAGGAUAUAAUAAAGAAUUUUAUUUAUUUUCUUC
Messenger RNA from Ceratotherium simum simum (southern white rhinoceros), 2112 nucleotides. The record is from RefSeq and is a predicted model, not a curated record. Lineage: Eukaryota; Metazoa; Chordata; Mammalia; Perissodactyla; Rhinocerotidae.